CUCACAUCUCCUACGAUGUCGAUACGAUGGGAUUGAGAACCCUGAAGGGCUUCCAUGAACAGCUCCACUUCGUGUCCAUGAAGAGGAAUUUUGCUCGGGCCCAGAACAGUCAUGUUGGGGGAAAUGGGCCACGUCGCUCUUGGCUUCACAAGCAGCAAUCCAUUUUGGUGGCCUUUGACCGACGAUCAGCAUUUUUAUCAUCACCGCCUCGAGGAGCCCACAGAGUCCAAGACGGUUUCCCCGGCGCGGGCUCUUGGACGGUUGAUGGAUGGAUUGAUUGCAGGGCCGUUUUUGUUUACAGGGUUUGCUUGCCCACGUUACACCGUUCCUGGAUUGGACUGCACGCAUCCAUGCAAGAUAAGCACUUCAUCCGAUGCCAUCAUGCUCUUGUUCUACAGGACGUCACAGCUGCCUGCCGAGUCAGGGGCUGCCAGCCGACAACACGAACGGAGGUUGCCACGAUCAUCAUGCAGCUAA
Podospora pseudopauciseta is the source of this 477-nucleotide messenger RNA. RefSeq lists its product as uncharacterized. The record is from RefSeq and is a predicted model, not a curated record. The coding region runs from base 112 to 477 and encodes 121 amino acids. Lineage: Eukaryota; Fungi; Ascomycota; Sordariomycetes; Sordariales; Podosporaceae. The transcript is spliced from 2 exons.